GCAAUCAGCAACCAAGGAAAAGAUGGACCCCCUUGCCCGCGCCCUACAAGCCAUCGACGCCCUCCACAGCGCCGACCCCACCACAGACCCCACGACCGGCACCCCCAACGAACUACACUACGCCCAGCGCAUGACCGCCUGGCUGGACCGCCACACCCCCAACCCGUCUUCGGCCCUCCAACUCGCCAUCCGCGCCCAACACCUCAAACGCUGGGAGGUGCCGCGCGCGACCUACCCGGCAGGCAAAGCGGGGUACUACGCGUGGCGGACGGGACUGGCGCGCCGGCAAGCGGAGAUGGCGGUGCAGGUGUGCGUGGCGAGCGGGAUCGCGGAGGCCGAGGCGCAGCGCGUCGGGCAGCUGAUCCGGAAGGAAGGGCUGAAGGGGAAAGAGGUGGAUGCUGAGGCGCAGGUGCUGGAGGAUGUGGCGUGCCUUGUGUUUUUGGAGGAGCAGUUGGAGGGGUUCCAGGAUGGGUAUGAGGAGGAGAAGGUCGUGGCGAUCUUGCGCAAGACGUGGGGGAAGAUGUCGGAGCGCGGGAGGGGGUUGGCGUUGACGGAGGUCAGGUUGGGGGAGAGAGGGAGGGAGUUGGUUGGGUUGGCGUUGGGGGAUUCUUAGAUUGC
This is a messenger RNA of Aspergillus aculeatus ATCC 16872, 618 nucleotides long. RefSeq names its product DUF4202 domain-containing protein. Lineage: Eukaryota; Fungi; Ascomycota; Eurotiomycetes; Eurotiales; Aspergillaceae. The transcript has a single exon. The record is from RefSeq and is a predicted model, not a curated record. The coding region runs from base 23 to 613 and encodes 196 amino acids.